AAAAUUACUAACAUUGGGCAUGUGUUUCAGUUUGUUGUGUUUGUUUUUAUUAUCUUGAAAAGAAUUUGGACAUCCGUUGAAAUUUUGUGUGGAAUGAAGUAUUUCAGUGCAUAUUACACUUGAAAAAUCAAAAAAAUUGUGCUGGCUAUUCAUCGUUCGUAUAUCGUUUUACAUAACCUCGUCAAGUAUAAAACUACUUACCAUCGAAGUGCUGAACGUGAUAAUAUUACAGCUUGAUGCUUCAAGACUCGAUACAAUUCUGUGAAAAGAUAAAGAAUCAUGUCUGCGAAGGAGUGCUGUGAAAAGUAUGCACACUCGCCGGUACCAGUCACUGUAACACAAAGUCCAUAUUCCAAGCACCACGAUAUUUCGGUGAAAGUUGGCGAAGAAAUUUUUCCGUUGAAUCGCUUACAAUUAGCUUUGGUGUCGAACUACUUCGAGAAAUUAUUCACCGAAUAUUACGUCGAAAAAGAUAGCAAACUUGUGGAAAUUGGUGCCUUGGACAGCAAAACAUUUUCUGCCAUAGUUGAUAUAAUCGAUGGAAAGUCUCUCAGUUCGCUUAUAAAUGCCGACAACUUCGUUUCAUUAUUGAUGGGUAUGGACUACUUGCAAAUGGAAAUCAGGCUGUUCGACUUCAGAACGUUCAUCGAGCAGUAUGCGGGAGACUUACCCUUCGACCCUCAAAUAUUCCAGUUGUUUGAUUUCAUUUGCUUUAAUCAAAGUUACGAAUAUUUGAGAUCGACGAUUUAUACUUAUUUAUUCCAUUAUAUCGUGGAACUUCCGAAGUAUCAAGAAUUUUUUCUCUUACAACUCGAUGAUCUUAUAGAUAUUAUUAAAGCUGCGCAACCCAGUUUCAUCAAAAACACAUCGUCAUCGUUCACCAGAUACUCGAACGCUUACGAGAUGAAUGUGAUUAGUCAAAUGUGUUCCAAAUGGAUUUGUCACGAUGUUGAAAAAAGACGCCAUCAUUUUUUAGCGCUGGUAAAUGCUGCCAAUUGUACGCUGUUCAAGUUUUCUUUUCAAAUAAGUCCUAGUAAUGCUGGCUCGGUUUUGAGUAAAAUGGAAGAAUGUUGCAAAGAAGAAGAAAUUGGGAAUUGUUUUUAUCAACUAUUGAAUUAUAAUGGACAAAUUAUUGAACAUCCGGACGUUGAGCAGCCGAGAAAGCGUCUGAAGGGGUUUUCUUGCGCAUUCAAAGCUAACGAAAUAAACAAGGAAGAAAAAUUGACCAAAUUUCUAGAAAACGGAUAUUUACACGAUGUAACGAUUCAAGCUGGUAAAAAAACUUAUAAACUUCAUCGAGCCGUGCUGAGAAGUGCAUGUUGUUAUUUCGAUACUCUUUUCUCUGUUGAAAACUGCGAGCAAUUGGUACAAUCUGAAGAUGAAUCAUUAAUUCGUAAAGGUAACAAUGAACUUUAUGUGACAGAUUUUAGCGAAAAUGCAUUCGACGCGGUUGUCAAGUACAUCUAUUUUGACGAUACGAAUAUUUCGUUUAAUACACACGCAGAAUGUUUGGAAACACUGAAAAUGGGGAAAACAUUGAAAAUGGACGUAUUAAUAAUCAAAAGUUUAUCCUGGAGUAGACGUAAUAUGGAAACAUCGAGUAUUGAAGAUAUUCUCCAAAUACUAAAUCUUAGUGUAGACGAUGACUCGUUCAAGAAUACGUAUUGUAAAUUUAUUUCUAUUCACGUAGAACGAUUUUUAGAUUCUGAAGUUGCCGAGAAAUUGACUCGCGAUGAAAUUUACCGGCUAUGGAACGUUGCUGAAAUUUCAAGCUUGAAGGAUGUAACGGAUACAUGCAUACAGCGGAUGGCAGACGAUCUUCAGUCAUUAAAAAUUGAAGAUAUUCUCGAAAUGUUUGACGAAAAACAUGGAAAAGUGGUGGUGCGUCGAAUUCUCAGCAACCUUUCUCGGGAGCUUUCCUUUGAUAAAGCUCUUCGCAUAUUGCGUACUAAUGAAGGAUUGAAAUUUGAAGAAUUCACGAGUAAGUGUAUGGAAUGGAUUACAGAAAGUGUGAAGUCGAAAAGUCUAACUGUUGAAAAUAUUAUCGAAGUAUUGAAUUUCACCGAUGGAAAAGAAAAGUUCGAAAAUGAACGAGUGCUAUUUUUCUGCGGGUACAUAGACGCAAAGUGGCCUGACAUAAACGAAGCGUUGUUCUCUACGAUUUCUUGUCCCAUGCUAGAGAAUAUACUCGCGUCGCCGUUUCUCUUUUCUCAUAAUAUCGAUAACAUCCUGGAUAUUUGUGCGAAAUGGGUAUUGCACGACAUAAAGAGCAGGUAUUGUUUGAUACCUAAAAUUGCAAUCGAUAUCAAUCACAAUCGUAUGGUGAAUCUCGAUGAUCAUAAAAUUGCCGAAGUUCCUUCAGAUUUAAAUAACUGCUCGCAACAGAUAAUCAGAGAUAAAUUAUGGGAAAUACUACGUUCAACUUCGUUAGUUCCUCAUUCCGACUCAAGAAAUUUAAUAAUGAAGGAAAAAUCGAUUUUUAUUUCUCCUCGAUCGGUUCAUAGUGUUUUAGACAUUGAAUUGAACGAAAUCGCAUUAUUGUCGUCGAUCUCUGUGUCUAUUCUAUCGGCUACUUUAAUCAGCGGUAAUCUAUUUGUACUUGGUCGAUGUUACCCCGAUUUCAGAUCUGUAUUUCUAGUUUACGAUUUAUCUUCCAAGAAACUUUACUAUUUGGCGGAAAUCCCUUUUAUGGAAACGGACGGCUGUAAUGGAAGUGGUACGAUAUUAAAUUGCAACGACCAAGCGUAUUGUUGCUUUAGUUUAGGAGAGACUAUGUUGAGGUAUUCCGUCGAGUUGAAUCGUUGGGAAGUGACUAUUCAACCAAAAAGAAAAAUCAAUUCUCGUGAUCAAACGUGUUUUCUUUAUACGAGUGAUGGCUCAAAUCUGUAUAGAGUUUUUAAAGCCAGAGGAAAAUUUGUCGCGCAAACGUUGAAUUUCACAUUGCAUUCGUGGACCUCUCUUCCAGAUCUGCCGAAUUUUCCGAAUGAAUGCGAACAUCCUUUAAAAAUCACUAACAUUGUGAAUGGUAUCGCCGUAUUAUCGCAAUCUAUGGUGUACAUUUUUAAUCGACAAUUAGAGUCUUGGCGUAAAAUUCUGCUUCCUUUGAGAGACAAAGGAAUAAGAAAUGAAAAUGGUUGCUUUCCACUCAUUACUCAUUAUAAUAGUAGUAUUAUAUACGCAUAUGAUGGAAAAAUGUACCAAUUAGACCUACAUCAUCUGCAAGAAGGAUGGAUUUUAAUGAAAGAUCAAUUGUAUGAUUCUCAUCUUGCACGGUAUGUAAUCGUUAUUCAUCGUGCCUGAGUCAAUUAUAGUUUUGAAUUAAGACGUGUUCAUCGUGUUCAGCUUACAUUAGUACAAUACGCUGUAUGAUUUAUGUCCUUAUGAUGUAUUAUUUGUGAAUCUACCUACAUAUAAGUUUUUUAAUAUAUUUUGAGUCAAUAAAGUUUCAUCUUUA
Molecule: messenger RNA, 3454 nt
Organism: Planococcus citri (citrus mealybug)
Lineage: Eukaryota; Metazoa; Arthropoda; Insecta; Hemiptera; Pseudococcidae
Exons: 3
Coding region: 280-3300 (1006 amino acids)
Molecular function (GO): protein binding
Source: RefSeq, a predicted model, not a curated record